CAACACAAUUGAUGAUUUCACUCCAUAACCCUUAAAGUUUCCAUCAAUUCUCAAACUUUUCAACAAUAUAAUCCCAAAACCUUUUGCCCAAAUACUUCAAAAAAAAUGUCACGUUUUCCAAUGAAUCGAUAUGAUGAACAAAGAUUAAUUCAAGAAGUUCAUUACCUCCAUUCUUUAUGGCAUCAAGGUCCCCCUAGACCCCACCCCCACCCCCCUAUACCCACCCACCCAACUCCAAUUCCUCUACAGCCCUCAAGUUCAACAAAAUUCAAGAAAAGGAAAAUCAAGAACCCGAAAAAGCUCAAUAAGGAAGCUAUAAUAGAUUCAGGUAUUGAAUGGCCUUGCCCGAAACCUGUCGAAUCGCCACCUGUAACAGAAUCAGGGUGGGGUAGCUUUAAACCACAACCAAUUUUGCAACCUCAUUUGCCCACUGAUCAAGAAUUAGCUAAUUUCGCGUCGAACAGGGCCCACCAAGGGGCGUUAAAGGCGGUAUCGGAUUAUUUUGAGUACUUGAUCGAUGCUGAGGAGGAUGACGAGGAGGAUGAUGAUGAUGAGGAAAAGGGGGAGAAAAGUUAUGGUUUUUUCGCGAAGUUGUUUGAGGAGGAUGGUGUGUUGAGGGAGUAUUAUGAGAAGAAUGGGGAGAGUGGUGGGGAAUUUAAUUGUCUUGUGUGUUGUGGGGCUGGUAAAAAAGGGUGGAAGAAGCGGUUUAAGGAUUGCGUUGCGCUUGUUCAGCAUUCGAUUACUAUAGCUAAUACGAGGCAGGCGCAUAGGGCAUAUGGUCAGGUCAUUUGUAAGAUUCUUGGAUGGGAUUUUAGUAGGCUUCCAUCCAUUGUUUUAAUUGCAGGUUACAAGGCUAGUGAAUCUUCUGAUAAACCCGCGGAGGGUCAGGUAUUAGGCUCCGAACUUCAGACUUCAAGUUUGGCUAAUUCGAACGAAGGCUCCAAUAAAACAUUGCAGGGGAAUGAGGAUGAUGGUGGUAAAGACGGUUUAAGCAAUACAACAGAUACUGUAAAUAUUGGCAGUGUUGAAUUAUCUCAGCAAAAACAAUCUUUUAGUAAUGAAAACCAACAAGAAAAUGGUGGUGGCUCCACAGCGUUAGAGCACAACUCCACUAUUGAAGCCAGUGUCAGCAAUGCUAUUCCCGAAACAGCAAAAGAGAACACAAAAAAUGCAUCCAAUUGUCCGGGCCGUAGUAGAUGUGCCAGGAGAAAAACUUAUAAAAGGCGAUGGUUGAAAGAGAUGGCCAAACUUAAGGAGAAGAACAUAGUUGCUGAAUCAGAAGGACUGGGGACUGAGGAAGAUGGUGAUAAAGACGGUUUGAGUGGUCUAAGCAAUACAACUGAUACUGUAAAUAUCGGCAGCGAUGAAUUAUCUCAGCAAAAACAGUCUUUUAGUAAUGAAAACAAACAAGAAGAUGGUGGUGGCUCCACAGCAUUAGAGCACAACUCUCCACUUGAAGCCACUGUCAGCAAUAGUAUUCCUGAAAUAGCUAAAGAGAACACACAGGGUGCAUCCAAUGGUCCGGGCCGUAGUAGAGCUGCCAGGAGAAGAGCUGCUAAAAGGCAAUGUCUGCGAGAGACGGCCAAAAUUAAGAAGGAGGACACAGUUGCUGGAUCAGAAGGACUGGGGACUGAAGAUGGUGGUAGAGAUGGUUUGAGUGGUCUAAGCAAUACAACAGAUACUGUAAAUAUUGGCAGUGAUGAGUUAUCUCAGCAAAAACAGUCUUUUAGUAAUGAAAACCAACCAGAAAAUAAUGGGGGCUCCACAGCAUUAGGGCAUAACUGCCCAAUUGAAGCCAGUGUCAACACUGAUAUUUCUGAAACAGCAAAAGAGAACACAGAGGGUGCAUCCACUUGUCCGGGGAAUGAGGGUGAUGGUGGUAAGAACAGUUUGAGUGGUCAAAGCAAUACCAUAGAUAAUGUAAAUAUUGGCAGCAAUGAAGUAUCUCAGCAAAAAGAGUCUUCCGGUAAUGAAAACCAGCAAGAUAAUGGCGGUGGCUCCACAGUGUUAGAGCACAAUUCCACGAGUGAAGUCAAUGCAAAUAGAAAUUGGGAAGAUGUUAGCAAUGAUAUACCGGAAACAGCAAAAGAGAAUGCAGAGGGUGCAUCCAAUUGUCCAGAACCGUCGCCAGAUAUGAUUGUUGCAAAUGAAGAAAACGAUCGUCAGAAGCAUGAAGUCUUGACAGAGACAAUAAUCGUUAGUGACAAAAGUUGAACGUUGAUGGCUGUGUUAUUUAAGAACUAUGACAAUGCAUGGUGAAAUGGUUUAUGCUAUCGAGGAUAUCUUGUUCCAGGAGAUCAUCUCUUUCAUGAUAAAGAUGAUUGUUAGAUGAAUUAGGAAAAAAGUUUAGAUUAAUGAGCUAGGUUAGGCGAACCAGUUUAUCUAUGAAGACAUUACUGUUAAUCUGAUGAUACCUUGGUUAUUUCUCUUUCUUGUGGAAGUAAAAAUUAAGAAGAAUACUCAUCAGUGGCUAUACUGUGUUUAGGAACUUUCUGUACUUGGGAGGCCCUAUGCUUUAGUGGUUCUCUCUUCCCCGAUGUUCAAAUGGUAGCACUAUUAUAAUGGAUGAAUCAAUCAAUUACCCUUUACAAC
Molecule: messenger RNA, 2592 nt
Organism: Lycium ferocissimum
Lineage: Eukaryota; Viridiplantae; Streptophyta; Magnoliopsida; Solanales; Solanaceae
Exons: 12
Coding region: 106-2214 (702 amino acids)
Source: RefSeq, a predicted model, not a curated record